Medioppia subpectinata is the source of this 1079-nucleotide messenger RNA. The record is from the annotation of a GenBank genome assembly. NCBI's taxonomy places the organism in Eukaryota, Metazoa, Arthropoda, Arachnida, Sarcoptiformes, Oppiidae.
AUGAUUAUAUUCGAUGACCAUAAGAGGGCCAGUGCUGUACAGUUCGAUAGGUUCUCAUUAUCAUACGUGGUGUACGCAAACCGGGAGAUCGUCGUGACGGCCGGUGCCAUCAAUUCCCCCCAAUUGCUUAUGUUGUCUGGCAUUGGACCCAAAGAGCACCUCAAAUCGUUUGGAAUACCAGUGGUGGCUGAUCUGCCCGUGGGCUACAACCUUCAGGACCACAUAUACGCUGGCGGUCCGUUGACAUCACUGGGCGGAGUGGAAGGGCUCGCGUUUGUGAACACCAAAUAUGCAAACGUUUCGGACGAUUAUCCAGACUUUGAGAUCCAUAUGUCGUCGGCCACAUGUACUACCGAUGAUGGCCGGGGACUCAAACAGUAUGCGGGGCUCACCGAUGAGGUAUACAAUCAGGUGUAUAAGCCAUACGCCACGAGUGAAUCAUUUAGUUUGGAUCCCGUUAUGCUUCGCCCUAAAAGCCGGGGUUACGUAAAGCUGCGUUCCGUCAACCCAUACGACCAUCCAAUCAUUGACCCGAAAUACUUCUCACAUCCGGAAGACAUUCACUUAAUGGUUGAGGGCAUGAAGCUAUCCAUAGCUAUCGGUAUAUCUCCUCCGUUCCGCAAAUAUAAUUCGCAACUCUUUAAGACCCAAUUUCCCGGCUGUGAGUCCUAUCCCUUCCUGAGCGACGAGUACUUGGCGUGUGUGGCCAGGAGUUACACCGCAACCAUAUAUCACCCGACGGGCACCUGUAAAAUGGGUCCCCAUUGGGACCGUACGUCCGUUGUUGACCCCCGACUCAAAGUGCUGGGCGUCCGCGGCCUCCGAGUGGCCGACGCCUCCAUAAUGCCGACCAUUGUCUCCGGCAAUACUAACGCACCCGUCAUUAUGAUCGCCGAAAGGACAGCCGAUUUUAUUAAAGCUGAAAAAACAAGCGAUUCAAUCAAAUUGGCGGCACAUAUAUAAACGAUAGACACGUCUGUCCUAUGAUUUACUUUUUAUAUUGUUAUAAACGAAACAAAACAAAAUUAACUCAUCUGUAGUCAGAUUUUUUGUUUCUUUUUCAUUCACUGAAAGCACAC